Molecule: messenger RNA, 435 nt
Organism: Letharia lupina
Lineage: Eukaryota; Fungi; Ascomycota; Lecanoromycetes; Lecanorales; Parmeliaceae
Exons: 2
Coding region: 1-435 (144 amino acids)
Source: RefSeq, a predicted model, not a curated record
AUGGUUCUGGAUCGCGUUGGUCUAGGCGACGAGAAAUCUUUCGGCAAGAUCAUAUCGACCUCAAAAGAUCUCUCGGAUAAAAAACACGAUCUCCAACAAGCCAGUACUCCUGGCGCACUCGCCUCAAACAGCGUCAAGACAGUUCGAGAAGUGACGCGUGCUGCAUUCGGCAUCUAUGGCGACCAGCAACAUCUCGUUGACGCCAUCAAAAAGCUGACUGAGCUCGACGGUAUUAGCUUUCCCGUCGCGACUCUCAUCCUAGUAGAGUACGACCCUGUCAACAUCCCGUACUUCACGAAUGCAUGUACAGAUGGCUGCAGAAAGACGACGCAAGGGACAGGAUUUGGUAUAGGAACAUCGACUAUACCAUCUCUAAAUUUCUCAUCGAAAGAUAAGGGGGACAUUCAAGCAACAAAAUGGAGCCGAAAGUCAUAA